Ornithodoros turicata is the source of this 1407-nucleotide messenger RNA. RefSeq lists its product as uncharacterized. The record is from RefSeq and is a predicted model, not a curated record. Gene Ontology annotation, molecular function: nucleic acid binding. Gene Ontology annotation, biological process: DNA integration. The transcript is spliced from 2 exons. NCBI's taxonomy places the organism in Eukaryota, Metazoa, Arthropoda, Arachnida, Ixodida, Argasidae. The coding region runs from base 1 to 1407 and encodes 468 amino acids.
AUGAAGUUGCACGAGUGGGCAUCAAAUGAUAAAAGCAUGCUGGAGUUCCUGAGAGCUCACAAGAGGUACGAGAAGCCGAAAAUUAUUGUCCUGAAGAUCGUGCAACAGAACGCGUUUCAUGCAGAAAUAGCAGUGGUUCAGAGCCAAAGACCGUCGCCUGCGAAAUCGCCCCUACAAGGGUACAGUCUGUUUUUGGACGGCGAAGGGAUCCUCAGGAUGACUGGCACACUACAAGAAAGCGACCUACCCUUCGCUCAAAAGCAUCGUGUUGUGCUACCAAAGCAGGACCCUUACUCUGAAUCUAUCAUCAGGAACUGCCAUUUGGAUGUGUUACACGGCGGUAUGCGAGAUACCCUAGUACAAGUGCGAGAGAAGUACUGGAUAGUACGUGCUAGGCAAGCUGACAAGAAGAUUAUAAGAAGUUGCGUCGUAUGUCAACGCUACAAUGCGCAGGCUUCAAGACAAACCCCAGCGCCGCUGCCAGCGUCAAGGGUAUCGCAGUCGGAGCCGUUUACAGUUACUGGACUUGACUUCGCAGGAUCACUGAUCGUGAGGACGAUCCGAUCAACGAGGCAGAUAUACUUCGUGAUAUUCGUAUGCGCAACAACGAGGGCGGUACACCUGGAAGUAGUGCAGGAUAUGGCCACGCCAACAUUUUUGCUGGCUUUCCGAAGAUUUGUUGCACGACGUGGAAUACCGAGCAAGGUGUACAGCGACAAUGCGUAUACUUUCCCAAAGAGCAACAAAGAGUUGAAGAAAUUGUGGAAAACUAUAACUGCAGAUGGUGUCGAGGAGAAGAUCACUGACUGGGCAAUUGAUUGGCGAUACAAUGUUCCGUACGCUCCCUGGUGGGGCGGAUUUUAUGAGCGACUCAUCAGAUCCGUCAAGGUGGCAUUGAAAAAGACCAUCGGCGCAAGGUGCCUGAACGAGACAGAGCUCACCACUAUCGUUACCGAGAUAGAAGCUGUCAUAAACUCGCGGCCCCUCACUUUUGUUUAUGACGAUCAAGAGAUCCGCCCACUGUUUCCUGCAGCGUUCCUUACUGGAAAGAGACUAACGAUACUACCAGCUUCUAACACAGGCGACAUGCCGGAAAGCUCAGCCGACACCAUACAACGUUGCUGGAGGCAACGAGCGGAAAGCUUACGUACUGUCUGGGGGAAAUGGUCACGGGAGUACCUUACAGAACUGAGGAAUCUUUGGAGCAAACGUCGUGGUAGAGCAUUACAAGAGGGCGACUUGGUCAUCGUACGCGAAGACUGCAGGCCGAGGCAAAGGUGGACAACAGGAAGGAUUUCGCGAUGCCUGCCAGGAAGGGACCAGAAAUCACGGGCAUUCGAAGUUAAGCUGCCCAACGGGUCAACUAUCGUCCGAUGUGACGAACUUUUGUAUAAACUUGAAGUGUGA